Daucus carota subsp. sativus is the source of this 1655-nucleotide messenger RNA. Its product is annotated as mannose-1-phosphate guanylyltransferase 1. Lineage: Eukaryota; Viridiplantae; Streptophyta; Magnoliopsida; Apiales; Apiaceae. The transcript is spliced from 5 exons. The record is from RefSeq and is a predicted model, not a curated record. The coding region runs from base 346 to 1431 and encodes 361 amino acids. Gene Ontology annotation, molecular function: mannose-1-phosphate guanylyltransferase (GTP) activity; GTP binding. Gene Ontology annotation, cellular component: cytoplasm. Gene Ontology annotation, biological process: GDP-mannose biosynthetic process.
ACAAAAGGAAAAAUAAAUCCAGCUCAUUUCUCACAAAUACAGAACACAGAGACCUCCAUGUCCACCACCGACCAUGUGUGUAAACACGCACAUAAUGUACAGUUUACAUGUACUUACAAACACUUGUGUCUAUUUAUAACAUCAUAACAUCUUUAGUUCCAGUAGUUUAAACACAAACAUAAAUACACAGAGCUUAAACCUGACAAUCAAACGGUUGGGGUUUGGCUCUCCUUUACAUUUUUUCAUAUUCAACAAAAAGCGAGGGAAAAUUCUGUUAUUUGGCCGUUGAAAGUCAACAUCCAGAUCUGCUGCCUUCUCUCUUUGGUUUAAUAAAAGCAUACCAGGAUGAAGGCUCUUAUUCUCGUUGGAGGGUUUGGAACUCGUUUGAGGCCAUUAACUCUCAGCUUCCCCAAGCCCCUUGUUGAUUUCGCCAACAAACCAAUGAUUCUGCAUCAGAUUGAGGCACUUAAGGCUAUCGGAGUAAGUGAAGUAGUUUUGGCUAUCAAUUACCAACCAGAGGUGAUGCUGAACUUUUUGAAGGAUUUCGAGACUAAGAUUGGUAUCAAGAUUACGUGCUCACAAGAGACUGAACCACUCGGCACUGCAGGUCCCCUGGCUCUAGCAAGAGAUAAACUAGUUGAUGAGACUGGCGAGCCAUUUUUUGUGCUAAACAGUGAUGUGAUCAGUGAGUACCCCCUCAAGCAGAUGAUUGAGUUCCACAAAUCUCAUGGGGGUGAGGCUUCUAUAAUGGUCACCAAGGUGGAUGAGCCCUCAAAAUAUGGUGUGAUUGUAAUGGAAGAAUCAACAGGACAAGUUGAACGUUUUGUUGAGAAACCUAAAUUAUUUGUUGGUAACAAGAUCAAUGCUGGAAUUUACCUGCUGAACCCAUCUACACUCGAUCGAAUUGAACUAAGACCAACAUCAAUUGAAAAAGAGGUCUUCCCCCAAAUUGCAGCAGAAAAGAAGCUGUUUGCAAUGGUCCUACCAGGGUUUUGGAUGGACAUUGGACAGCCAAAGGAUUAUAUUACGGGCCUGAGACUCUACCUGGACUCUUUGAGGAAGAACUCUCCUUCUAAACUGACCACAGGAUCUCAUAUUGUGGGAAAUGUUCUAGUUGAUGAGAGUGCAAAAAUUGGAGAGGGAUGUUUGAUUGGCCCUGACGUUGCUAUUGGGCCUGGCUGCGUGAUCGAGUCAGGAGUUAGACUCUCUCGCUGUACUGUGAUGCGUGGUGUUCGUGUCAAGAAACAUGCCUGCAUUUCCAGUAGUAUCAUUGGUUGGCACUCAACUGUUGGACAGUGGGCUCGUGUUGAAAACAUGACGAUUCUGGGAGAGGAUGUUCAUGUUUGUGAUGAAAUAUACAGUAACGGUGGUGUCGUUUUGCCUCACAAGGAAAUCAAGUCUAGCAUUUUGAAGCCAGAGAUUGUGAUGUGAACGUACUCUGCAAGAAGUGUGUUUGUAGGUGAUUUAGCAAGUCAUGGGAGAUGUUUCUUGAGUUCCUUUCCUUUAUCAGUUAAAGUCUCGUCUCUACAAGUUGUAUGAGUUGUUAUGUAGUGUCUGUUUCUCUUGCAAAGUUCAUUUUGAUGAUUGCUGUAAAAUUGUGUGGUGUCUGGUGUAAAAAAAUAAAUAAACAUGUUCAGUUUCUCUCUUUUUUCCUA